Abrus precatorius (Indian licorice) is the source of this 1146-nucleotide messenger RNA. RefSeq lists its product as uncharacterized. Lineage: Eukaryota; Viridiplantae; Streptophyta; Magnoliopsida; Fabales; Fabaceae. Gene Ontology annotation, biological process: defense response. The record is from RefSeq and is a predicted model, not a curated record. The transcript has a single exon. Bases 1 to 1146 code for a protein of 381 amino acids.
AUGUCGAUAUUAGCUUCCCCAUUCCAACUCCUGGAAAUCAACCUGAUAUCGGCCCAAGACCUCGCACCGGUUUCCAAAUCCAUCAAAGCCUACGCAGUGGCAUGGCUUAGCCCAGAACGCAAGUUAGCCACCCAAAUUGACCCAGACGGUCACAACAACCCCACAUGGAACGAGAAAUUCGUCUUCCGCGUCGACGACGAGUUCCUAAACGCGGACGACUCCACCAUCAUGAUCGAAAUCUACGCCUCCGCAUGGCUCCGCGACGUUCUCAUUGGCACCGUCGGCGUUCUUGUCGCCAACCUCUUACCUCGCUCCACCAACCGCAAAUCCAAGGUUCGCUUCAUCGCGUUACAGGUUCGUCGACCCUCGGGUCGCCCCCAAGGGAUUCUCAACAUUGGAGUCAACCUCGUUGACCCCACCAUGAGAAGCAUGCCAAUGUAUUCCGAACUCAGCGCUUCCGCCGUUGGCGAUUGGGACAUAAUGGACCCCAAGAAGGACAAACUACCAAACCAUGAUAAUAACAACCCUAAUGAUUCCGAUUUCAAGCUCUUAACGCUCCAACGCUCGCAGAGCGAGAAAAACGACUCCACCAUCAACGAUUAUACGUACAAUCCCAAACAAACCGGUUACGGUGGUAACGCUGAUGAUUACCCAGGGGAUUCCGAGCUUGGAAUGCCGAUAACCAAAAAAGGAGCCAUUAUGAACGCCAACGGGUCUCUCUGCUCGGACGUAGGGCCCUCACCGUCGGUGGUGGCAGCGGCGAUAGCGAAGGGAUUGUAUCCGUUGCCGCUGCCGGCGCCGCGAAGAGCGGGGAACUCGUUGUUUGAUGGUUGGCCGGAGAAGGAGGGUGGUGCGGAGGGGCUGAAUACGAAGAUUGAUCGGUGGCGGUCGAUGGAGUUGCCGGCAGUGUACGAUCACUUAGGGCAGAACCAACGGAAGGUGACUAUGCAUACUCCGAAGGAUAAAGGUGAGAAACAGAGACGAGGUAAUCGUGGGAAUGGAGGGUUGUUUUCGUGUUUUGGCACUGCAAUGGGGUGUGAGUUUUCGAUUACUUGUGGUGGGGGUAACCGCAAGAAGAGGUAUGACGGUAGCAAGGCUCAUCUUACUGCUGCGUCCGAGCUUACCUACGAUGAAUCCUAUAUUUGA